Messenger RNA from Rhopilema esculentum, 4891 nucleotides. The record is from RefSeq and is a predicted model, not a curated record. Lineage: Eukaryota; Metazoa; Cnidaria; Scyphozoa; Rhizostomeae; Rhizostomatidae.
AAGCUGGCCAUCGCGCUCACUUUCCCAUGAGCACAGCAAUAACUUGUUUAACAUUUUUAUGUCGAAAGAAAGGGGUGCCGACUUAGAACCAUUUGAAAAAUCAAGGUCAGGGAAAACACCAUUUUCGAGUGAUGAGUUAUAAAUCAGCAUAAGAGGGUGAGUGAUAUCUGCAAAAUGGCCAGGAAUCAAAUUUAUGUGGACUUCAAAUCUACCAAAAGCGUUCACAAAGAGGAAGCCAAAAGUGCACCGUAAUAAAGUUCUACAGUGAUGACGUCACAUAAAUUUUUUUUAGAAUUUUUUAAUUUGGAUCCCAUAACCUGAAAGAGCAUCAUGAAAUACCUCUAAAUUUGCAAAAUCAGGCAAGUGUCUUACGAAAUGACAGAGAUAUGACCACAUUUUUAUUGGUUCUUUCCCCAUCAAACCUCUGUAUUUUGGUCUCUGUUCAUAACUUUAUGAACAGAGCCAAAAUAACAGUGAUUCGUUAGCAAACUUCAAAUCUUUCAUUAGCCUUAUCUCAACCGAUUUUAGACAUAUUUGGCCAAUUUUGCGUAUUUCAAAGUAUUUUAUGGUGAUCUUUUACGCUAUGUGGUUAAAAUUCAAAAAUUCUAUAAAAAGGUUUUGAUGACGUCACACUUCAAACUCUAUAGAGUUGAAUGCUUAUAAAGAUCGUUAUUCGUAGACCUCAAAUCAUCAAAUUGUAUUACCAAAAGUUCCUUAAAAUAGUUCCUUAAUUUGUUUUGAUAACAACAAGACUUAACACUUAAUAUAGAGGGGGGCGAGACAGCAUAUGCGGAAGCUGUCUCGCCCUUGAAUAGCAAUGAUGAAGCACUUGACACAUGAAUAGCAAACAAUCUAUGCGAGUAUUGGCUGCAAAUGAAUGGAACCGGCUUUUUAGUUCUUGAUGCUUGCAGUUAUAAAAAAUUUUCAAAAUUUCCCUAGGGAUUUCGUUUUUAGAAGUAUAAUUUCUUUAAAUAUUUUGGCAUGUAGGUUCCUUAUAAAACAAAAAGCGUGUAACAACAUAUCUUCCUUGCAGGGCCGUCGCGAGGCAAUCCUUAUUGAAGGUGUGGACUGCGAAUUUACCUGAUUAAAAAAUAAUUGCCUGAAAUUCUUUAGUUCCUGACACAAACCUUUGCAAUACAUGUUGCCAUCUAACUCUGUGACAUAUAAUUCGCAACUUCCAUUUAUAUGAUAAAAAGGGCUUUCCUAACAGCUUUGUCUAAUCUGUAUAUCGGGAUGGGCAAAGGAUGAAGAUACCACCCGGGGUGCCCUGCCUUAGACACUGCUGCCAUGUUUGGGGGUGAUGUUGGUGAAACCCUUCUAGAUAAAAUUCGAAAGUUACAAAACCUUGCAGCCAGAACAGUUACAGGAUGUCGAUACGACCCAUCAGCCUAAUUGGUGCUCUUGGAUGGCCCAUGGUCAGGGAUUUACUCCAUCUUGAAACCCUAAAGAUGGUUUCAAAUCAUGGUAUGGUGUUCAUGCAUAUUAAUAUUCAUCAUUAUCCCUAUGAAAAGAUUAUAUAAACUACACAGAAUUCCGAUAAUCUACACAUACCGUAAAAGCUCUGUUAUGCCCCCGGGGGCCUUAUUCAUUUUUUUUCAGUCCUAGAAGGGGGACUUAAAAGAGAGGGGGGCUUAAUAGAGAGGGCGGCUUAGUAGAGCUUUUACGGUACCGCUGAACCCCUCUAGCAAUAAACUCUCUGGGUACUCCCAUUUCGUUGACUCUAAUACUUUGCUGAUUUUAAAGAUGGAAGUAUGAGCCUUUAGGCUUUAGGAAGGACAUGUCUAAAAACAAAAAAGGAGCGAAUCUCUUUUAUGUCGCUCUAUUGGCCUCCAAAUCCUGCCGUUUUUAUAAACAUAUUGCACCUGGUGUUUUAUAAAUAAUUGCAUUAGGAUUUUUACAAAUGUGAGUUUACUGAGGAAGCAAGGUAAGUUAUAAAUGCAGACAGUCACAUCUUACUAACUAGAGUUUGAAAAUGAACCACCCAUUCUUGAUGAUAAAAAUACGAUGUAACCGUAAAUCCUCACAUGUUUUAUUUAUUGUCAAGGAUAUUGUUUUGGUAAAUCAAGUUUCUAUUUGAAAAACGUUCUGAAAAAGCCAAAUUAAGCCAAAUUCUAGCUUUAACCAAUUCAUUUUUUCAAAGCCAAACAUGUUCUGGAAAAGCCAAAUUUCAGAAAUUUGGCUUAGAAAAAGCCAAGUUGGCAGCCCUGAAGGGUCAUGAAAGUGCCAUACAGUCCCUGAAACUGAAAGCUGUCUCAGUAGACACCAGACAGUAGAUUGUUUGAGCUAUCUUGUUAAAAAGUGAUAUAUGGUUUUGAAGGUGCCUCGCUGUUGAAGGGCAGUAGCCGUUGAUGCAUUCCAAUUGUUGUUAUUUUGCUGGAGUUUUGGUAUUUAUUGAAAUCUAACCAAAUGUAUUGCGCUGAUGUGUGUUUGGGUCUUAGAGAUUGGCUUACUGGUUUCAAUAUUCCCCAAUUACCCGAUUCCCCGAUUCCCCAAUUACCCGAUUCCCCGAUUUCAGAUUAGUAGUAAUUUUCAUUCACUGAAUUCAGCAAUUAAAUGGCUAGUGUUUCAAACCUCUAGCACCUAUGUGUUAAUCACUGGGGUGUGUGGGCUUGUCUGGUGCUAAAUUUAGCAACAAUUGCACACAUGUUAUAAAUGCGUUCCCAACGAAAAGCAGGUCACUUUGGAGGACUGUCGGCAGAAAUACCAGUAACAAAAUGGCACGAAUGGUGCCCAAUUUCGAUGAGUUCGACUCUCUUACUUUAUUUGGGAUAUGCCGACAGUUCACAGAGAACAUCCCCGACACAAUUGCCUGGUGUCGGCGGAAUGGGCUGCUUGCGCGAAGGCUGUUGUGCGAGAACUGUCAUGUGGAAUGUGUCGAGGGUGCCCUCAAUAGAUGCCUAGAUGGAGUGACAUGGAGGUGCCCACAAUGUCGGAGAAGGUUUAACGUGCGGAAGGGGAGUUUUUUUGAAGGCUCGAAGCUCCAGUUAUGGCAAGUAAUAGGUCUUACAUAUUUCUGGAGCCUAGACUGUGGACGAGAUCGGGGCCUGUCGCAAAAGCAGAUCCUAAAAGAACUGGAAAUUAAAAGCGAGCACACAGUGGUGGACUGGAAGCAAUUCUGCCGCGAUGUCUGUGUGGAGCACUUCCUAAACAACCCACAGCAAAUUGGAGGACCUGGCCGAAUCGUUGAGAUCGACGAGAGCCUGUUCUCCAAAAGAAAGUAUAAUCGCGGCAGAAUUCUUCCACAAAAUUGGAUCUUUGGAGGCUAUGACCCGGUCGACAAAAAAGGGUUCCUGGUUCCAGUUCCGCGAAGGGAUGCCGUGACCCUAUUACCCAUCCUUCAAACGUGGGUAGUGCCUGGCUCAAUUGUCUGUUCGGACAUGUGGCAGGCAUAUAAUCAAGUAGGGAACAUCGGCUAUCAACAUCGGACUGUGAACCACACCUACAAUUUUGUCGACCCGGUCACCAGGACCACUACAAAUCAUGUAGAAGCGAUGUGGCAGCGGGCGAAGAAUAAAUUCAAGUCCCAGCAUGGGUCAACAAAUCGGGAGCUCAUACCAGACUACUUGGCGGAGUUCAUGUGGUUGCAGAGAUUCAAGGAAAGUCCAUUUUACCAUCUUUGGCAUCAAAUCGCAACAGAACUGUACGUUGUUUAAGUAUUUUCUUUCCGAUGUCUCUUUGAAUCUCUGUAGUAUAUGAAUUCCACCAAGUAGUCUGUAAUUAGCUCUAGUUUGUUGACCCAUUUUUUGACUUGCAUUUGUUAUUCGCCUUUGCCUGUUGGGGAGACGAGUGAAUAUUUUUUCGUAACGUCAUAAAUUAUCUGAAAAUGCAAAAGUGCAAAGGCGCGUCUCCCCAGCAACAGCCCAUCGCCCCCUUUGUAGUCGCUAAAAUACACAUAUAAUCCCACCACAUAUCAAAUCAAAGGACCCUGUACAUUUAACCCGACUCUCCUUGCUUGUUACCAGUUUCCUUACUUUACACGAUAGGAUAUUUGUUUGAUAUUAUAUCAGAAAAUUACAGUCUGUUUCCAGCUCCGCAAAUUUUGAAAAGAAUUCACUUGUCUUGAAAAAAAUGUUUUUCAUGUAUUAUAUUUGCGUUGAGUUUAAAUUGCUGAUUUUUGUAUUUUGUUAAAUUUGCUAACGCUGUAAGUUAGACUUGCUGAUUAUAUAUUUAACUGUUUUGUUAGAUUUUUAUGUUUUAUAUAUAUACUUUUUUGCUACUGUACAAUUUCAACAUCGUUAAUAAUAAUAAAAAUUUUUAAUAAUAAAAAUGUUUUCCAUGUAUUAUAUUUGCGUUGAGUUUAAAUUGCUGACUUUUGUAUUUUGUUAAAUUUGCUAACGCUGUAAGUUAGACUUGCUGAUUAUAUACAAUGUUCAUAACUAAAUGGAUCAAUUUUGGUCAAUAACAUCUGUUAACGUUAAGAAACUUAGGCACUUGGUGCACUCAAAUUAAUGACGUCACUUUCAAUUAACUAUGACGCGUUUGCGUUUCCGAAGGCUUCCGGCCUUGAACUAUGCGGCCGCGGCUGUACAUUAGGUUGUUUACUGCAGCGUUAAUGGCGGGCCUCACGUCUGCUGUUCGGUGGAUUUUAGAUUUAUUUUCAGUGAUGUGCUGAUGCUGGUUCUUGGUUUUACUCUGAUUUCUGUUUAUUUUGUGUCAAACGGGAAUGUGUUUUGCUACUGUCUCUAUGUUCGACUCGUUUACAGUGAUUUGGGGGUAAACAAUGAUGGCCGACAGUUGAUCGAUGGUACGAGUGAAACGUAAUUUUGUUAUAACUUUGCGAAACAUCAACCUAUGAACCUAUAGAUGGUCUCAUAUUAAUGGAAACAUUGAAUGCUAUCGUUUGGUAUAUAGUUAACCUAUAUAGGACCUAUAGAUCCUGAGAGGUACGUUA